Molecule: messenger RNA, 2780 nt
Organism: Helianthus annuus (common sunflower)
Lineage: Eukaryota; Viridiplantae; Streptophyta; Magnoliopsida; Asterales; Asteraceae
Product: chloride channel protein CLC-c
Exons: 7
Coding region: 295-2601 (768 amino acids)
Biological process (GO): transmembrane transport; chloride transport
Cellular component (GO): intracellular membrane-bounded organelle; plant-type vacuole membrane
Molecular function (GO): voltage-gated chloride channel activity
Source: RefSeq, a predicted model, not a curated record
AUUUAUGUGGCUCCCAUCCCACUGUCAAAAAGUAUUGUCAGCUUUCUUCACCUGCAAUACACACACAUAUAUCAAGAAUAACAACUUUCCCAUAUCAACCUGUCAGGAAGAUUGAGUGCAGCUGACACAUUCUAAUUCAUCUCAAAUCACUGACAUUUCGUCAUCUCAAUCUGUAUCUGAUCGUUACACACAUAACUCUUUAUACAGUUGUUCAUUCCAGACGAUUAAGAACUUCGAAGGUGUGUAUGAUUUACGCUACCAUUUGUACGUAUAUGUAGAGAGAGACAGAGAGAGAUGGAGGCUAAUGUUGAUAUAGAAUGUGAAGGAGGAAAGAUUGAGAGGAAUGAAUCGGCGUGUGAUGAUAGAGGAAUGAUCAGGCAACCGCUUCUUUCGAAGAACAGAGUCAAUACGUCGUCGCAGAUCGCCAUUGUUGGUUCCAAUGUGUGUCCGAUCGAGUCUCUUGAUUACGAGAUUCUCGAAAACGAUCUGUUCAAGCAGGACUGGAGGUCGAGGAAGAAGGUGCAGAUACUACAGUACAUUACUUUGAAAUGGACACUUGCACUUCUUAUAGGAGUAUCUACAGGGCUGGUUGGAUUCUUUAACAACCUUGCAGUGGAGAACAUUGCUGGCUUUAAAUUUCUACUCACCAGCAAGCUUAUGCUCCAGCAAAAAUAUUAUCAGGCAUUUCUUGCGUUUGCUGGUAUAAAUCUAGUUCUUGCAACUUGCGCUAGUGUCCUCUGCGCUUAUAUUGCCCCUGCAGCAGCUGGAUCCGGUAUACCGGAAGUUAAAGCUUAUCUUAAUGGAAUAGAUGCACAUUCUAUUCUUGCCCCGAGUACGCUUUUUGUGAAGAUAUUUGGAUCCAUACUUGGUGUUGCUGCUGGAUUUGUUGUGGGGAAGGAGGGACCCAUGGUGCACACUGGGGCUUGCAUAGCCAACUUACUUGGUCAAGGAGGCUCUAGAAAGUACCAUUUGACAUGGAAAUGGCUAAGAUACUUUAAAAAUGACCGGGACCGAAGGGACCUAAUCACAUGUGGAGCUGCUGCUGGUGUUGCAGCCGCCUUCCGUGCCCCGGUUGGCGGAGUCCUUUUCGCUCUUGAAGAAGUAGCCUCGUGGUGGCGGAGCGCUCUUCUGUGGAGAACCUUUUUCACCACGGCUGUAGUAGCUGUGGUGUUGAGAUCUCUUAUAGAAUAUUGUAGAAGUGGAUAUUGUGGCUUAUUUGGCGAAGGAGGUCUCAUCAUGUUCGAUAUCAAUAGCUCAAUACCCGAUUAUAACGUGGUAGAUCUUUUGGCUGUUACAUUAAUUGGAGUGAUUGGAGGAAUUUUAGGAAGUUUGUAUAAUUAUCUCGUUGAUAAGGUCCUGCGUACGUAUAGCAUGAUCAAUGAGAAAGGUCCCACUUUUAGGGUGUUUUUGGUCAUUGUAAUUUCGCUCUUGACGUCUUGUUGUGCUUAUGGCAUACCGUGGUUCAGAGAGUGUGUCCCGUGCCCCGUUGGCUUGGAGGUAGAAUGCCCUGCGGUGGGCCGUUCCGGAAGCUACAAAUACUUCCAGUGUCCACCGGGUCAUUAUAACGAUCUUGCAUCGCUUAUACUCAACACUAAUGAUGAUGCCAUUCGGAGCUUAUUUAGCUCUCUUAAUGCAGAUGAAUUCCGUAUAACCACUCUUCUUGUUUUCUUUAUUUUAAUGUAUGCCCUUGGUAUCAUAACUUAUGGCAUUGCAAUUCCAUCUGGACUCUUUAUUCCCGUUAUUCUUGCUGGAGCAUCAUACGGUCGUCUUGUUGGCAGUCUACUAGUUUCCUUCUCAAAUCUUAAUGUUGGUCUCUUUGCGCUCCUCGGGGCCGCGUCUUUCCUAGGUGGCACAAUGAGAAUGACUGUGUCCCUCUGUGUCAUACUUCUUGAACUCACAAAUAAUCUCCUUAUGCUUCCAUUAAUGAUGCUCGUUCUCCUCAUUUCGAAAUCCGUUGCUGAUAAUUUCAACAAGGGUGUUUAUGACCAGAUUGUGAAAAUGAAAGGGCUACCCUUUCUUGAAGCCCAUGCUGAACCAUACCUCAGACAGUUGGUUGCAGGUGAUGUUGUUUCUGGACCGUUGAUCUCGUUUUCUGGAGUUGAAAAAGUUAGUAACAUCGUACAUUCUUUAAGAUUGACUUCACAUAACGGUUUUCCUGUCAUUGAUGAGCCGCCUUUCUUGGACGCCCCGGAACUUUGUGGGGUCGUUUUGCGGUCUCAUUUGAUUGUAUUGCUUAAAGGAAAGAUGUUUACUAAAGAUAGACGUUUGACCGGGACCGAAAUGUUACAAAGGUACCGAGCAUCAGAUUUUGCAAAAGCGGGAUUGGGUAAGGGGCCGAAAUUGGAAGAUUUGGAUAUUAAGCCAGAAGAUAUGGAUAUGUAUGUUGACCUUCAUCCGAUUACUAACACGUCACCUUACACCGUUAUUGAGUCAAUGUCUCUGGCCAAAGCUGCUGUUGCUUUCAGAGAGCUCGGGCUUCGGCAUUUGUGUGUAGUACCAAAGACUCCUGGGAGGCCGCCAAUAGUCGGUAUUUUGACCCGUCAUGACUUCAUGCCAGAGCACAUUUUGGGACUCUACCCAGGCAUCGACAAACAAAAAUAGAUGGACAAGGUGGUAACACAGGAUACACGGUUGUUUUAGGUAUCUUUAGUAUUUAAAAAUGUACUUUGAUUAAGCUAAUAGAUUUUAUUAUAGAUUGUGAAUGCAAUCAACAUUUAUGGUAGUUAAAAUGUUGGUAAAAAUGUGAAAGAAUAAAGGAAACAAGUACCUAUUGAUGUUCA